AUGACGAAGAACUCAGACCCAUCAUCGGAUGAAGAAAAGCCGCUUUCCCCUGAAGCACGGGUAGCACUAGAAGAAAGAUUAGCUGCGCUUCGAGCACAAGAAGCGCAAAGGAGGGCGAGUGGACCUCAAAUAGUCGAACACGCUACUUUGGGUGUCUCGUCUGAGGGAGCUGAACACCCCUCAUGCGAUACCAAUGGUAACUGUAUAGUCGAAUAUGAAGACUAUAAUGAUAUGUAUGAUGAUGCUUUCAUGCACUUUAUUGAAGAAACGUUCCUCAAUAAUGAGACUAGUUCCUGGACAGAUGAGCCUUUUGAAGAACAUCUUCAGCAACUGCAAGGCGCUUCGGACACGUGCACACAAAGUCAUAACUCUAUCGGACGAAGAUGUUUUCUCUCUCAAACGCGAGAUUUCAGAGAUUUUGAGGUGCUUUGGUUCGUGAAGUUUGGUGACAUCACUUCCUUUCAGGAUCAGUGUACGAACCAGGACAUUACUAUAAAAACCUUUUGCGACAACCAAAGCCGCAACGCGUUGCACUACGUCGCGGAUAAUGGUAGUAUUCCUAUGCUGGAAUUGCUUACAACCCUUGGCGUACCGUAUCUUCAAAGUGAAAAGGGAAUGACACCGAUGGAUGUUGCAGUGCUCACAGACCAGUCCAUUGAGUUCAUAGCCGCGCUGAGUAAAUUAGCAAGAAACGGUAAUGAAUCCCAAGGGAGUAACUCAAUGAAUGAUGAAGGAAGAAAAACUUUUGAGGAGGUUCGAAGUAAGUUCGCACCGGAGCCGCCAAAAUUCGUAAUCAGUCGUCGCCCGCCUACACCCACCGUAUUUACACAGAAUGAAUCUGCGCGAUCCUUUUGGAAGUGUCAGAUUACAGCAAGGAAUGGAAAAAAUGUUGUGUACCUCAACCUGGGUGCUAUCGCAAAGGUGCCAGACACCGAGGCCGGGAUACAUCUAGUCGUUAGUGACUCCCGUCAGGGCGAUUUAGCCGCUGGCGUCGGUUCAGUGGGCCGUCUUUAUAGUGGAUGGGGCCUUUCUCGUUUCCUCAGGCCGCUGGAUCUCGUGGUAAAGGAUGGUAAGGGAACGGGUAUAAAGGGCAGUGUAUCGAACACGCUUAUUGUUCUGAACGCGGUCCCGUCGGGCAAGGUGCUGUCCAAAAAUUUCGCACCAGACCUGCCUGUGGGUGUAAUAGUGAGCAUGGUCCUGCAUGGUUAUCUUGAGAGUGCUGAUGCAGUCACAGACAUGUCAGAUAGCAGAGGAAAGUCUUUGUUUGCCGUGGCGGGUUAUCUUGCCGUUGAUAGAGCAUAUCAAAGGAAGCAGGUGGCGUCUAUGCUGAUGCGUGGUCUGGGAAAUGAACUCUUGGUGCAACACGGCUGUACAGCACUGGCCUUUACCACGCAAACUCCGAUUCCACAGUUACCGCCUUCAACCAGCAUGGUCAAGUGGUACCGACGUGCACUCAAUGCCAACGCAGUCUUCAAGGGCCCGUAUGCAGAAGACAUCUUCCCGGAAUUCUACGAGGAGGACGAAGUGCUAAGGGCGGAUUGUGUGCUAAAAGGUACGCUUGCGCCAACACUCCGAGAUACCUAUGCGGAAGCCCUUCAAAACUGGUGUUUUGUAGAUGUCAUGGAUAAGAGCCAGACGCAUGCCGUAUUUGAAUUUCUACGUAACCGCGGCAAAGAGGGGUUGGAGCUCGUGUACAAAUGGGGGUUAGAAGAGGAUCUCUGCCAGACCCUUUUGUCACCUGAUGCGAAAGAUAACCUUAAGUCAUUGGUGCGACUAUCAGGGAAUAAAAAUGCGCCAGAAGACUUUAUCGUGUUCCGCUUGCGUCAGAUGCGGCAUCAUAGAACUCGAACGUCUGAUUCCACAACGGAGCCCAAAGUAAAGGAAGGGGUAUCAGGGGGUCAGCGGUCGAUAGUCGUCGUGCAGGUAGUGUAUGCGCAUUUUGCGGGGCUCAAGGGUGUGGAAAAGAUGUCACACAUUCUUCUCAUAGCUCAAUAUCUAUUCGAGGCGGAUGUUUUGCUAGCACCCAAUCUAUUCGGUUUCACAGAGAACGAUCUCGUCAAGAGCAACUUUGAUGAAGUAACGAUGUGGCGUGAGAUGCUUUACGUUUUGAUAAAAGAUGAAGAAAAAAAGGGUGAAGGAUCGGAUCCUACAGCAACAUUUUUACCGCCGAUCCCAGCGUCGAAGAUAUCGGUCCCUGUUUUCUUACUUUAG
Molecule: messenger RNA, 2211 nt
Organism: Phytomonas sp. EM1
Lineage: Eukaryota; Euglenozoa; Kinetoplastea; Trypanosomatida; Trypanosomatidae
Source: the annotation of a GenBank genome assembly